Messenger RNA from Morus notabilis, 1474 nucleotides. RefSeq names its product mulatexin. The coding region runs from base 28 to 1290 and encodes 420 amino acids. The record is from RefSeq and is a predicted model, not a curated record. NCBI's taxonomy places the organism in Eukaryota, Viridiplantae, Streptophyta, Magnoliopsida, Rosales, Moraceae. Gene Ontology annotation, molecular function: chitin binding; chitinase activity. Gene Ontology annotation, biological process: defense response to fungus; cell wall macromolecule catabolic process; chitin catabolic process. The transcript is spliced from 3 exons.
UCAAAAAAUUUCUCACAGGAGGGAAAAAUGAAGUUUAGAACUCUUUUAAUCAUCUUCUCUUUUGGUUUUUUGCUAGAAAUUGUCUCUGCAAACGAGCCGCAAUGUGGAAGGGAUGCAGAAGGUGCCUUAUGCCAUGGCAACUUGUGUUGUAGCCAUUGGGGUUUUUGUGGUACCACUGCCAUCUUUUGUGACGUUGAUCAAGGUUGCCAAAGCCAAUGUUGGAGUUCACCACCUCCACCAAGCCCGCCUCCACCUCCUCCAAGCCCGCCUCCGCCAAGUCCACCACCGCCUAGCCCACCACCGCCUAGCCCGCCUCCUCCUAGCCCGCCUCCACCAAGUCCACCUCCACCGAGUCCGCCUCCACCGAGUCCGCCUCCCCCAAGUGGCCCAGAAAGACCCGAUCACCGAUGCGGAAGAGCCCUCGGAAACCCUCCAUGUGAUCCAGGAAGGUGUUGUAGUAUCCAUAAUUGGUGUGGCAGUACAGCCGCUCAUUGUAGAGGGUCAAGCUGCCAAUACCAAUGUUGGAAUUCUCUCCUUUCUGCUCUAAUUCCAAAUGGCAAUAAUGCUAUUAGCAAGAUCAUUAGUAAAUCCGUUUUCGAUGAAAUGUUUAAGCACAGGAAAGAUUGUCCAAGUCAAGGAUUUUACAGUUAUGAUGCUUUCAUCAUUGCUACUACAUCUUUCCCUCAUUUUGGUACUACUGGUGAUAUUACAACCCGUAAGAGGGAGCUUGCUGCUUUCUUUGCUCAAACCUCUCUAGCAACCAUAGGUCAACGGUUUGAUUCACAAGAUCCAUAUGCAUGGGGAUAUUGUCAUAUCAAUGAGACCACCGAUGAGAAUGACAAUAAAUAUUGUACAUCUGCUCAUUGGCCAUGUCCUUCUGGCAAACAAUAUAAUAGUCGAGGAGCCGUGCAACUCACUCACAAUUACAAUUACGGACUUGCCGGUGAAGCUUUUGGAUUAGAUUUGAUAAACAAUCCCGACUUAGUAGCUACAGACCCAGUGGUAUCAUUUAAGACCGCCUUAUGGUUUUGGAUGACUCAACACGAUAAUAAACCUUCCUGCCAUGAUAUUCUCAUCAAUGCUAAUUCUAAAGUUGGUCAAGUACUCCCAAGCUAUGGUCAUGUGAUUGGUAACAUAAUCAAAUAUUCUGGAUAUCAAAAUGGCCGUAUUACCACUAUGAGAGGUAUUGGGUACUAUAAGAGGUAUUGUGAUAUGUUGGGUGUGAGCUAUGGAGAUAAUUUAGAUUCUUGGUAUGAUCAAACGCAUUUCUCGGAAGUUGCUCGCAUCUAAAGUACGAUGACAUAAAUGGUGGCCCUAGACAAAAUAAACUGGGAGUAUUCUAGAUAUGUAAUGAGUCUCCUGAGUAUUGUACAAAGUGGCUCGAUUACUCAGUGAUUGAGCUUUUAUGUUAUAUGAUGAAAUAAAUGAGCUGCCUAUAUGAUAAUAAUAGCUACGCAAUUUUCUUCUCCUUUCA